CAAACCACACUGGUCACAGGCACGAGUCCUUAGCUCCAUACUCUGCACAUUACACCCAAACAGUCUCCUUCUCUCGAACCCUGCAUCUGCACCGUCAACCCUAUUACACUUUUACCUGAUCCUUGCUGAAAUCUAGCCAGACAGCCAAAACCCUUUACUUUCUUUCACUCAGCACCAAAACCCCAUCAAAGAUUACUCCUUUUUACUCUCUGUCAUGCACUCAAGUUUCUUCCUUUUUCAAUGAGUUGGGUUUCCUUAGCUCUUACUUGGGGGGUGAAUGGGGUGUAUGUUUUCUCAGUUAGCUGCAAAAUUUGCUUUCUUUCCUCCUUCCCCACCCACAUACCAGAUCAAGAAACGUGAGGAUGGCAAACUCACGGUGGUCUCUUCUUCUUCUUCCAUGCCUAUUCCUGUUGCUGAUGACAGCUCCUUGGAUGUGCUCUUGGUUGACACUAAACGUGGCAACAAGAUUGUUGCCUUUUACUUGAAAAACCCAUAUGCAAGACUCACUGUGCUUUAUUCUCAUGGCAAUGCUGCAGACCUUGGCCAGCUUUAUGAUCUCUUUGUGCAGCUCAAGGUUAAUCUCAGAGUCAACCUCAUGGGGUAUGACUAUUCUGGCUAUGGAGCUUCUACCGGUAAGCCAAGUGAAUCAAAUACAUAUGCUGAUAUAGAGGCAGUUUAUCAAUGUCUUCAGACUGAGUAUGGAAUUAGCCAGGAAGAUUUGAUUUUGUAUGGGCAAUCGGUUGGAAGUGGCCCUACAUUGCAUUUGGCAGCUAAGCUGCCAAGGCUAAGAGGUGUAGUUCUUCACAGUGGCAUACUUUCUGGUCUUCGUGUGCUCUGCCAUGUGAAGUUCUCCUUUUGUUUUGACAUAUAUAAGAAUGUUAACAAAAUCCAGAAGGUGAAGUGUCCUGUGCUUGUAAUACAUGGCACAGAAGAUGAUGUUGUUAAUUGGCUACAUGGGAAUGGAUUGUGGAAAAUGGCAAGGGAGCCAUAUGAGCCCUUGUGGAUUAAAGGAGGCGGACACUGCAACUUGGAGCUAUACCCAGAUUACAUCCGCCAUCUUUGCAAGUUCAUUCAUGAAAUGGAGAACAUAACGACAGCAACUCGCCUUAAAAAGAUUCGGCAGAGUCUCCAUCUUCCUGCAAGGUCAAAUAACACCUCAGUUACUUCUAAAAGGUGUUUUAGGAUUAAGUUGUGUAAACCCAAAUGCCCAGGAUGUCCAAAACCUAGAUGCAUGAAAUGUCCCUCACUACCCACAUGUUCAUGCUGUUGGAGACCUAGCUGUAUAAUCUGUUGCUGGAAGCCAAGAUGCCCAAAAGUAAAAUGCUCUAAUCCUUGCUGCUGCAUCAAAUGUUUCCCGUGGCAAUGUUGCUCGUGCACGUGUUGUGGGUUUAAUGGUAAGCAGGAUGGAUAACAAGGGAUAAUGUGCUUGUAUAGAUUGCUGAUCUCCCUAACACCCCUCUAAUCUUGUGCAGCCGUGUACAAAACAAGAGGAAGUAGAUUUUCUUAUAAUCUUUAGGAAAACUAUACAAUUGAAUUAUUUCUUGAUGUUAAGAGUAUUCUUAAAUCUAUAUUUCAUAUCUUAUCAGUUAUUUCAG
Rubroshorea leprosula is the source of this 1595-nucleotide messenger RNA. The record is from the annotation of a GenBank genome assembly. Lineage: Eukaryota; Viridiplantae; Streptophyta; Magnoliopsida; Malvales; Dipterocarpaceae.